Messenger RNA from Ogataea polymorpha, 1713 nucleotides. RefSeq lists its product as uncharacterized. The transcript has a single exon. Lineage: Eukaryota; Fungi; Ascomycota; Pichiomycetes; Pichiales; Pichiaceae. The record is from RefSeq and is a predicted model, not a curated record. Bases 132 to 809 code for a protein of 225 amino acids.
ACUAUCGCUGCAGCAAUUUCCAUAUGUCAUUUCUAUUAUGCAGCAAUGCCAAAGAUCUCCAUGUAUGGAACUCGCCAGGCUAUGUAUAAAUAUUCCCCACAUCCUUUUCUCCAAGAUAUUUUUUUUCGCACAUGGUCUCCCCUUAUCCCAGGCUCGUCCACCAGUUUAUGGACGACAACUUUCUCCAGGAGUACGGCCGUGAAUCGUGCACCAAGCUGCCGCUGAUUCCCGUGCUGUCGUCCUCAUUCCACACCCCGCUGGCGUCGUUGCGAGCCGUGGAUUACUUUUCGGCAGAGCUUUCCGAGGACCAGUACUUCCGGUGCUGGAUCUCCAUCACAAACAACCGGUUUAUGAAACCGUACGAACUGUCCAACUUCCACAGUGUGCGCGCCGCCAAGCCAGACUCGCUCGUCGAGGACCUCCAGGUGUUUCUGCCGUGCACAUCGUCUGCACGCCUCGAGAACGCCUGCUGGCGAGCAUGGCAGAAAUCCAGAAACAGACUGCCGGAGCUGGACCCGGCAGAAAUCAACUGGCACAAGGAAAACGACAUCACCGCGCUCUACGGCCCGGUUCUCGAGUGCUCUUUAAGGCCGCACCUUGCCGAGCCGUCCGGCGACGAGCUCUCCGACGACGAGCUCUUCAGUUGCAGCAGUGGUUCCUCGCUCACGUCCGUGUCCUCGCUUCCCACGCGCGGCCGACAGCGCAUCUGCAAACGCCCCAAGAGAGUCUCUUUCUGCGACCAGAUCGCGCGCAGAGACAUUGUCGGCGACGCCGUUUUCGACUGCACAUACGCAAUGGACACUCAAUGACGGGAUGUAUGUAGUAUUAGCAUGAGUUGAUGAAUCACAAUCUAUAGCUCCUCCAGAUGUAGCUGGAUCGUGUUGCGCACAACGUUGGCCAGCUUGUCUGCCGCAGGCUCCUGCUGUUGGCGGAGAUGCCGUCGGAACAGGAACCGUGCCGACUUCAGCGCGAUCCCGCAGAGCUCUUUGCACUCGUCCUUACUGAGCCGCGACUGCAGCCCCAGACGGCGCAUCUCGCGUGCGGCCAGCCGCUCCACGGUCCGGUUGAAUUUUUCCCCCACGUUGUGCUCGCGCGGCGCCCGCAUGAGACGCGGCACCUGCGGCUGCUGGCUGUUGCGUUUCUGCAAAUAAGUGUCCAAGACGCUAUUUUCCCGUCGCAGACGCGGCGAUUCGAUAAUGGCGGCGCUGUCACUGGGCACCUCGCGAUCAAAUGCUGUUGCAGCAAGCCGCUCAGCGCGGCGCACAAACUCGUUGUCCAGAUCCAGCACGACGCCCUUGAUCUCCACGUGAUCCUCCUCGAGCCGUGGAUACAGCACGACGUACCGCUGGCUCUGGUCCGUUUCCAGCAAAAACCCGAUAAUCUCGCCGCGUUCAAAAUCGCAGUACACCAUGAUCUCCUGGAACACGGCCUCGGAGUCCUUAUUCGCCGUGCACACGCUGAAAACGCCCGUCUUGCUAGCCCCGACAAGCCAAACCGGCAGCCGGUGCACCUCGACAAGGUCGACAGCCACGAGCCGGCGAAAUUGCGGGAGCUCAACCGCGUCGUCGACGUGGAACUCCAGGCCGUCCAGCGGCGCGCGCAUGCCGUCGACCUCGCUGCUGACGUCGUAGCAGCCGCCUAGCUUCAUCCCAUGAACGAAAUAAGAAAAUAUUAUUUCCACACCCCUGCACGGUCGAAGUUAUCGUCCACACG